GCCCGCAGACGGGCUCGCCCUUCCCCGCGCUGGCGGCCGUUGGUCAGUGAGGUAGAUUGUAGCGACUGAGGCGACGAAAAAGGCGGGAAAACGCCGCGAGUGGGCGGCCCUGUGGGGGGCGGAAGCGGAGAUUUGACAGUGACAGCUCGCGCCUGCAGACCUUCCAAAGGGUGGCCUCCGAGUGUCCCCACCCGGCCACCCGGGGAAACGUCGCCUCUGAAGCUCCCCUCAUCCCAGGUCCUCAGCGUCGCCGAGCCCAUGGCUUUCAGAGCCACCCCUGGCCGGACGCCGCCGGGCCCCGCACCCGGGAUGCCCUCGGCCAGCUUCCCCAGCCCGCAGGCCCCAAUGCCGGGGCCUCGAGGUCUCGAGGAAGAGGAGGAGGACGAGGAGCCGGCCGAGAUCCACCUGUGCGUGCUGUGGAGUUCGGGCUAUCUGGGCAUUGCUUACUAUGAUACUAGUGACUCCACUGUCCACUUCAUGCCGGAUGCCCCAGACCACGAGAGCCUGAAGCUUCUCCAGAGAGUUCUGGAUGAAAUCAACCCCCAGUCUGUCAUUACAAGUGCCAAACAAGAUGAGACUAUGGCUCGGUUUCUGGGGAAGCUUGCCUCCCAGGAGCAGAGAGAGCCAAAGAGACCCGAAAUCGUACUUUUGCCAAGCGUGGAUUUUGGUCCAGAGAUAAGCAAACAGCGUCUCCUUUCUGGAAACUACUCCUUCAUCCCAGAGUCCAUGACUGCUACUGAGAAAACCCUUUUCCUCUCCUCCGUUAUCCCCUUUGACUGUGUUCUCACGGUCCGGGCACUUGGAGGACUGCUCAAGUUCCUGAGUCGGAGAAGAGUUGGGGUCGAACUGGAAGAUUAUAAUGUCAGCGUCCCUAUCCUGGGAUUUAAGAAGUUUGUAUUGACCCAUUUGGUGAGCAUAGAUCAAGACACUUACAGCGUUCUACAGAUCUUCAAGAGCGAGUCUCACCCCUCCGUGUACAAAGUAGCCAGCGGGCUGAAGGAAGGGCUCAGCCUCUUUGGAAUCCUCAACAGAUGCCGCUCUAAGUGGGGACAGAAGCUGCUCAGGCUAUGGUUUACCCGUCCAACUCAGGAGCUAAGAGAACUCAAUUCCCGUCUGGAUGUCAUUCAAUUUUUCCUGAUGCCUCAGAAUCUGGACACGGCUCAGAUGAUGCAUCGUCUCCUGAGCCACAUCAAGAACGUGCCUCUGAUUCUGAAGCGCAUGAAGCUGUCCCACACCAAGGUCAGUGACUGGCAAGUCCUCUACAAGGCCCCCUCAGCUCCCCUGAGUUGGGGUCACCUUCCUUGGCUGUCUGUCCUGCAGACUGUGUACAGUGCCCUGGGCCUGAGGGAUGCCUGCCGCUCCCUGCCCCAGUCCAUCCAGCUUUUUCGGGACAUUGCCCAGGAGUUCUCCGAUGACCUGCACCACGUCGCCAGCCUCAUUGGGAAAGUGGUAAACUUUGAGGAGAGUCUUGCUGAAAACCGCUUCACGGUCCUCCCGAACAUCGAUCCUGAGAUAGACUCGAAAAAACGAAGGCUGAUGGGCCUUCCGAGUUUCCUCACCGAGGUUGCUCAGAAGGAGCUGGAGAAUCUGGACGCCCGCAUUCCUUCCUGUAGUGUCAUCUACAUCCCUCUGAUUGGCUUCCUUCUUUCCAUUCCCCGCUUGCCUUUUAUGGUGGAGACCAGUGACUUUGAGAUUGAGGGACUAGACUUCAUGAGCUUGGAACCCUUGCCCCAGUUUCUCUCGGAAGACAAGCUGCACUACCGCAGCACGCGAACCAAGGAGCUGGACGCACUGCUGGGGGACCUGCACUGCGAGAUCCGGGACCAGGAGACCCUGCUGACGUACCAGUUGUCCCCAGACCAGGAGACCCUGCUGACGUACCAGUUGUCCCCAGACCAGGAGACCCUGCUGAUGUACCAGUUGCAGUGCCAGGUGCUGGCGCGGGCGUCUGUCUUGACGCGGGUACUGGACCUUGCCUCUCGCCUUGAUGUCCUACUGGCUCUUGCCAGUGCUGCCCGGGACUAUGGCUACUCAAGACCCCACUACUCUCCCCGAAUCCACGGGGUACGAAUCAAGAAUGGCAGGCAUCCUCUGAUGGAACUGUGUGCACGAACCUUUGUGCCCAACUCCACAGACUGUGGUGGGGACCAAGGGAGGGUCAAAGUCAUCACUGGACCCAACUCCUCAGGGAAAAGCAUAUACCUUAAACAGGUAGGCUUGAUCACGUUCAUGGCCCUGGUGGGCAGCUUUGUGCCAGCAGAGGCGGCUGAAAUUGGAAUAAUCGAUGCCAUCUUCACCCGAAUUCAUAGCUGUGAAUCCAUCUCCCUCGGUCUCUCCACCUUCAUGAUUGACCUCAACCAGGUGGCGAAAGCCGUGAACAAUGCCACCCAGAAGUCCCUGGUCCUCAUUGAUGAAUUUGGGAAGGGAACCAAUACGGUGGACGGGCUGGCACUUCUGGCUGCUGUGCUCAGGCACUGGCUAGCCCUGGGACCCAGCUGCCCCCACAUCUUUGUGGCCACCAACUUCCUGAGCCUGGUUCAGCUGCAGCUGCUGCCACAAGGACCCCUAGUGCAGUACUUGACCAUGGAGACCUGUGAGGACGGGGACGACCUUGUCUUCUUCUACCAGCUUUGCCAAGGUGUUGCCAGUGCCAGCCAUGCCUCCUACACAGCUGCCCAGGCCGGGCUUCCUGACCAGCUCAUUGCUCGUGGCAAAGAGGUCUCAGACCUGAUCCGCAGUGGGAAACCUAUCAAACCUGUAAACGAGCUUUUGAGGAGGAACCAGAUGGAAAAUUGCCAGGCACUGGUGACUAAGUUUCUGAAGCUGGAUCUGGAAGAUCCAACCCUGGACUUGGGCAUCUUCAUGAGUCAGGAAGUGUUGCCAGCGGCCACCACCAUCCUUUGAGCUCCUUCCCCAUCCUCUCAGCUACCUGACAGCUGAG
Alexandromys fortis (reed vole) is the source of this 2941-nucleotide messenger RNA. RefSeq names its product mutS homolog 5 (gene Msh5). Gene Ontology annotation, molecular function: ATP-dependent DNA damage sensor activity; ATP binding; mismatched DNA binding. Lineage: Eukaryota; Metazoa; Chordata; Mammalia; Rodentia; Cricetidae. Gene Ontology annotation, biological process: mismatch repair; chiasma assembly. The transcript is spliced from 24 exons. Gene Ontology annotation, cellular component: nucleus. The coding region runs from base 259 to 2904 and encodes 881 amino acids. The record is from RefSeq and is a predicted model, not a curated record.